CUGGCACAACGAGACAAUGCAACGGUGGUCCCAGAUCGACACUCGUCAUAUCUUGCAGAGAACAAACGACGAUACGCUGGUCCUCACAGCCCACUCGAGCUAGGCCCACUGCUAAACACUGAUCCCUCCGACCGGUAGCAAUUCCCGGAAAAGAGGUACACUGUCAUUGGCGAACACGAUAGCAGAGUGCCAAAGUGAAAAGUAAAAAGGAUGCUGUUGCAUCGAAUGACGUCUCUGCUUCGCGGUGUGACUACGUUUAAGGAGACGAAUGUCAUAACCAAGUCGUACCUUCGUUCAGCGAUUACCACACCAUCCGGGGCAAUAUUGCCCGAACCUAAGAGAACGCCGUUUAGUCUUCUGGGUGUAAUCAGCAGUGUCGUCUUCGGCCUCCUCGUUGGCGCCACGAUUAGCAAGAAUGUAGCAAACUUCCUCGAGGAGAACGAUCUCUUCGUACCUUCUGAUGACGAUGACGACGACGAUUAGCAAUGAUAAAACGGCUGCAGCAAUCUAUAAUUGUUAAAAGCACACAGUCCUGUUAUAGGUGUUCUUAACAUCAAUGAGUCAAGUUUGAUGUCAGAAAUGCAAGAUAGUAAUUGCACGAUGUCAGAUAAUAAAUGAAGAGAUAGCUCUUCAUUUGCACAAUUUAGAUAUAUUAUUUAAGACACACACUAUGAUGCCUGAAGAAUUAUGUGUAUAUUAUCAUAGAAAUAUAUAUUUAUACAAUUGAA
Messenger RNA from Harpegnathos saltator (Jerdon's jumping ant), 728 nucleotides. RefSeq names its product Essential MCU regulator (gene EMRE). Gene Ontology annotation, cellular component: uniplex complex. Bases 211 to 483 code for a protein of 90 amino acids. Lineage: Eukaryota; Metazoa; Arthropoda; Insecta; Hymenoptera; Formicidae. The transcript is spliced from 3 exons. Gene Ontology annotation, biological process: calcium import into the mitochondrion; mitochondrial calcium ion homeostasis. The record is from RefSeq and is a predicted model, not a curated record.